CAAUCACGUGGCGGCUUCGCUGUGCGCUGGCAUUUUCACCGGAAGUAGAAAGUGUUGACUGCGGUACAAGCUAAAACUGUCAAAGAUCAACACUUGAACACAUUUAUUACAAUCCCAUAUUACACUUAUUAUUAGCGUGUGUUAGUGUUUCGUCUACAGUGAUGAGUCUCCAGUGGACUGCCGUGGCCACUUUCUUGUACGUGGAGGUCUUCUUGGUGCUGCUCCUCUGCAUUCCUUUCAUUUCAGCUAAAAGGUGGAACAGCGUAUUUAGGUCUCGGCUGGUCCAAACCAUUACCUUAUAUGGCAACACUUCCUUCAUGGUGGCCAUGGCCAUCCUUGUCUUCCUGCUCAUUGAUGCGUUCCGUGAGGUGAGGAAGUACAGCGUGACAGAGAAGGUGGAUUUGACCAACAAUCCCACCGCCAUUGAACACAUUCACAUGAAACUGUUCAGAGCGCAGAGGAAUCUCUACAUUGCCGGAUUUGCACUCCUGCUUUGUCUGUUGCUGCGUCGUCUGGCCACUCUCCUUUCCCAGCAGGCCUCCCUGAUGGCAUCCAACGAGGCCUUCAAGAAGCAGGCAGAGGGCGCCAGCAACGCCGCCAAAAGCUUCAUCGAUGAAAACCAAGUACUGCAAGAAAAACUCCGAGAAGCCGGCGUGGAGGUGCCAGAGGUGGGGAAGAAAGGAGGCGGAGUCAAGGAAGAGAACAUGACUCUGAAGGAGGAAGUGAAGACCUUGAAGGAGGAACUGGACGCCACCAAGAAAGCUCUCCGUAAGAGUGACGGAGAUGUUUCCGCUAUGAAGAAACAAGCCGCAAACCUGACGCAGGAAUAUGACAGACUCCUGGACGAGCACAGCAAACUACUGGCCAGCGGUGACAAGAAGUCUGACUGAGGAGGAUGAAAAUAGAUGCUCUCGAUCAUCAUCACAGUGGUGGGCCUACUCCGUGGUGUGAUGUCACUUCCUAUUGGAGCCUUAAAGCACCUUGUUGUUUGUUUAGUUUGUUUUGUCUUCGAUCCCUUCAAAAUAAGAGCUCAUAAUCCCGUUGUUGAGGGUCCCCAAAAACAUGGGGUGUGCGAAAAAGGAGUGUAAUCCGAGCGGCACAACGACUUGACACGUGCUUGAACCUCUGCUCUCGCGUAGCAUGACUUGUUAGGCACACUCGCGAAUGUAACGCUUUUGUGUGUGUGUGUGUGUGUGUGUGUGUGUGACUUGUUUGUCACAUUGUCAUGGAAACUGCAAACACAACCUAUGUGUCACCUCCAAUACACAACUUUAACAAA
Molecule: messenger RNA, 1279 nt
Organism: Phyllopteryx taeniolatus (common seadragon)
Lineage: Eukaryota; Metazoa; Chordata; Actinopteri; Syngnathiformes; Syngnathidae
Gene: bcap31
Product: B cell receptor associated protein 31
Exons: 8
Coding region: 162-890 (242 amino acids)
Biological process (GO): endoplasmic reticulum to Golgi vesicle-mediated transport; intracellular protein transport
Cellular component (GO): endoplasmic reticulum membrane; endoplasmic reticulum
Source: RefSeq, a predicted model, not a curated record